AUUCCAGUGCAAUUACCAAGCAAUCUACGUGACAAAAUCAAUGAUUCCUCAACGUCUCUUUUCCUUGUUGGUACUAUUUCAAUUUUAUGGUAUGUGUUCGAGCGAGUAUGAUGCCGAAGUCUUGAUUUURGGGGCCGGGAUGGCGGGAAUAGCAGCUGCAGAGAUUUUGGACAAUUCUGGCAUAAAAAACUUUAUUCUCAUCGAAGGAGGUGAUCGAAUAGGAGGUCGCGUCAAAAGCAUGAAAUUUCACGGAACCACCAUCGAACUUGGGGCAAAUUGGAUUCAAGGAGUUCACAAUAAUCCGUUGACAAAUCUUGCCAAAAAGUAUGGUCUCAAGGGAAAUAUCGAGACUCAAGAAUUUGUUAUUCGAAAUUCAACAGGUGCCAAUACAACUGACGCAGGGAAUAAAAAAUUAUACAAAAAAUCAUUAGAUAUCAUGGAAUCAAUCCGCCAAGAGAGAAAGAGAAAUAAAGAAGAAGACAUCUCAUAUAGAGUCGGGCUGCGUUUGGCGGGAUGGCAGCCAACAAGCCCUGAACAAAUGGUAGUUGAAUACAACAUGGCAGAUUUUGAAUACGCAGUUCCACCAAAGUAUAUUUCACUGCGAACCGAGAUGAAUACUAACACAAGCAUAAACGCGACGGAUGGCAAACAAAUGUUUAUUACUGAUCAAAGAGGAUUUUGCUACCUUAUUGAUAGAAUUGCAGAUGGAUUCAUGACAAGAAAUGAUAGCCGCUUAAAACUCAAUAGUCGCGUAAAAACAAUCUAUUAUGAUGAUAAAGGUGCGCGUGUGUUGACAGAAGAUGGGCGCAACUUUACUGCAAAACGAGUGCUGGUAACAUUUAGCAUUGGUGUCUUAAAAAGCAAUUCUGUGAAUUUCUCACCAAGCCUUCCGUCUUGGAAAAUGGAACAAAUUUUCAAGCUCAAUAUGGUCAUUUAUACCAAAAUCUUUAUCAAAUUUCCAUUCAAGUUCUGGGAUGAUAAUGAGUAUAUAUACUACGCGUCAAAGCGUCGUGGGUACUUUCCAAUUUGGCAAAAUCUCGAAGCGGACUCUCGGCUGCCAAAAGGGACAAACAUACUGCUCAUCACCGUCACACAGGAGGAAGCGAAACGUAUUGAGUUUCAAGAUGACAAACUUACACGUCAAGAAAUCAUGACUGUUCUAAAGGGGGUAUAUGGUAGUGAUAUACCAGAAAUGAUUGACAUGUAUGCACCUAAGUGGGGCCUUGACGACCUGUAUCUAGGUUCAUGGGCAAACGUUCCUAUUGGCAUGUCAAGUAGUGACUACGAGAGUCUACARAAGCCUGUUCAGUCAUUGUACUUUGCAGGAGAAGCGACGCAUGAGCUGUAUAAUGGCUACUUACAUGGUGCAUACUUCAGCGGUCAAAGAGCUGCUGCUCAAAUAGUUCGAUCAUUGCGAAGUGAUACUAGUAAUUGUCGAUGACGCCUUUUUUACAUUAAUCACAAUCAUAAAUAUUCUUUUCAAAAAAAGAUAAUACAUACAAUUUUCAAUUUUUACAUUUUUAAAAGCACAUUUCACGAAAAUAACUGAGAUCAUUGUUAUCUCGAUUUUUGUUACAAAUUAUUAUUUUAAAAAAUAGCACGAUUUGUUAUAAUUUAUGACAACACAAAAUUGAGACAUAUUUAAUGAUAUUAAUAUAUAAAAUGGUUUGCUCAAAACAAAUCCACGAAUUAAAGUGAGUGCAUGGCUCUCCUAUUUUUAAAAUCAUUAUUUAGCAGAAUUGAAAAUUGCUUAUAUAGAAGUACAAAUGUUGUACAAAAUUUACUAAGAAAUUUGUCCUUGUGAGAGAUUGCACGAGCGAAAGAAGCCAUAGGUUUUGUUAAUUGAUGGGCAAUGAUAACUGAUUUAAGAAGUGGUAAGCAUUGCCUCCAUUUAGUCUCCAUUUUCAGGUAAUAUAAGGUGAAACCAACGAGUGAACUGUUGUAUGUCAAACAGCGUAACCAUAGCGCCUUUCGGUUAUGCAAACAAUCGCCGUUUUCCCCGAAAAWGUUUUUUGAAAAAGAAGUAUGUCGGUAAGUUCAUAUAAGACAAUAUUAAAUGUUAUAUGAUAUAAGUAGCUCAAUAUUGUAUCAGUUGUAUAAUCUUUAAUAUUYAGAUCUUUUUAUAUAUAAUCAGCUUUUUACAUUUUGUAUAUUCAAGGAGUCAUAAUACUACCAAGACAACAAUACUUUGCUCAUUUCARGUCAUUCUUAAAAUAGAUUUUUGUUCGUUUUGGGGAUGAYAGUACGUCAUCAGUUGCUAAAAUUACGAAAAGCCSAAAAKWGUGCAAAGCAUUCUGGUCUUGAUUGUGACGUCAUAGUGAAAGUGGGCUAUUCUAUCGUUUGUAAUACAAUAUUAUCAGUAGUSCUAAAUGGUGAUUUAAUUGAAGAAUAAACAAAUACUGAUGCCAUGUUGUCGAA
Exaiptasia diaphana is the source of this 2418-nucleotide messenger RNA. RefSeq names its product polyamine oxidase 1. NCBI's taxonomy places the organism in Eukaryota, Metazoa, Cnidaria, Anthozoa, Actiniaria, Aiptasiidae. The record is from RefSeq and is a predicted model, not a curated record. The coding region runs from base 41 to 1441 and encodes 466 amino acids. Gene Ontology annotation, molecular function: oxidoreductase activity. The transcript is spliced from 2 exons.